CGGUACCGAGUUGGGUGUACGGCUCCUACAAACGGGAUGGUGGCCCCGCCCGGUUAUUACAUGGCCUUUGCAGUCAAUCAGGGCGUGCCAAGUGUUGCUCGCUGGAUACAUCUAUCGCCCCAGUAAUUACUUAACGAAUUCUUUUGUUUGUUUGUUUUCUUUCAUUUUUAAAUCUGGAUGUGAAAAUCGAAUUAUGCCAUUGUCCAUGUCAGUAAAAAAAUCACGGCGGGAAUGUAGGAAAUAAAACGCACAUAAGUUAAUAAAAAUAUAUAUAUAUUUCAAUGA
Messenger RNA from Momordica charantia (bitter melon), 285 nucleotides. RefSeq names its product glyoxal oxidase-related protein. NCBI's taxonomy places the organism in Eukaryota, Viridiplantae, Streptophyta, Magnoliopsida, Cucurbitales, Cucurbitaceae. The record is from RefSeq and is a predicted model, not a curated record.